GGACAUAAAAAUAUAUUCGCACCAGACCUAGGCUAAUUACGCCAACCUGUGCUCAGGCUAUAUCUACUCGGAGGAAUUAUGAGGGAGCAGGUAGUUAAAACUGAAUUCCGUAUGAGUUGAAGCAUUUGCAAAGUCAGUAAGGCUUAAUGAACAUUGAAGUAUACUCUUCUAAGUUCCAAAUCUUUGACGAGUUUAACUUAAUGGCUCAGACCUAGAUUGCAGUCAAGUUAGUAGCAACAGUGUAAAACUCAGCUCCAUUUACCGGAAAAGAACAUAUGUAUCACAAUGCAAGAAUAAUAUGAUCCUUCUUCUCUAAAGCUACAAUCGUCAUAAAUUGCAGCCUCCAGAAGCAUACCGAAGUUGAUAAUUCGUUCACAGCACAAACCAUGAAUUCAGUAACCUUAUAGAAAGUGAAGAGGCAUGGUUCAUGGUGCAAAAUCGCAAACUGAGCUACAUAACUAGCCCGGUUAGGAAAUCCAAUCGCUUAAUCGCACACUAAAUCUCAUUUCGGCAUCAUAUACCCCUACAAAACCAAGCCUAAGUUUGUGGCCAAACAGUCAAAUCAGCAAACAAAAUGGAAUCCCCAAACUGAAGUUAAUCCUGUAAUCGGCUAGGAAAGAGGUAAGGGAUGGUUCAAGCUGCCAGCCAAUCCCCAAUCUGAGCUAAAGAGCUACCCGUGAUAAGACCAUUGAAUCCGGAUGAAUCACUUGCAUAGAAUCCAAUCGCCUAAUAUCACACUCUAAAAACCCUAAAAUGAGAAAUGAAUUUGUCCCAAAACAGUCAAUCAGCAAACAAAGACGAAGCACAACCUCACACAACCAACGACAAUUAACAGUAAUAGAAGCAGCUAGCUUUUCUGGGAGAAUUUUUGAGGCGAUGAGAUUGCUUACAGGCCCAAGACGCAGCGAGUGACUUGCCUCCCUUUAUCGAGGCAUUUCUCUGGGUUAGGAUCCUGCUGCUUGCACUUAAUGAAUUCCAAAUUCUCGCUAAAGCAUCUCUGCCCAAUGUGCUUCGACGCCGACAUCAGCACCGCCGAUGUUGGGAUCGGAUUUCCGGCCUCGUCCACCGAACUGCUCGCCAUCCUUCAACCUUCGCCCCUAUAUAUUCCAAUCAAAAAAGAUUCCCCAAUUUUUCGAUCAGAAAGCUUCGCAUUUCCCCCAAAACUGAGAUAGAUGGAGAAGAACAAAUCAGGAAAUCCAAAGGAUUCAAUUUUCACAGAGAUUCAUACCUCGUCGUUGCCACAGAGGAAGAAAAAGAGCUGUUCGCGACUCCAACAGAGAAUUUAGUGAGAGGGAUCGACUGAAACUCGCGGUUCUGUUUGGUUUGCACUUUGCAGGAAAAUGGAGCAAGAGAAUCGUCGUAAUUUACCACCGUACCCCAGCUGACUUAACGCAACUCCAGCAAAACUUGUAAGGGUAAAUGAGUCUUUCGAUGCACGAGCUGGCAGAAUUACUAAAAUACCCAACUCCCAGGGUUUGAUUGUUCCAGUUUCCCCAAAUGCUCUUUCCUGCAAAUUCCGUUAUCGUGAGCUGAACAAAAGCCGUUGGCGAAGUAAGUUCCAAAUUCUCAAUCUUGCUACUCAUUGAGCUUUCUGUAUCUCUGCAACCCUUCACCACGGAUAUCUGUUCUUAAGUUUUUGUUAUUGAAAUGGUGGUAAUCGAGCGUGCAAUUUCUCUGUUUCCGUGGCGAUUUUUUGCAAUCUGGUUCUUCGCCUUUAAGGAAGAAACAAUUUGAUUUUGGUUUGGUUCGUGAAAUUGCAGUAGAAAACAGGGAAGUAAUCGGUUUAGAAGUUUUCGAUGAGGACGCGAAACGGGGAUACUGCGAAACCGGCGACAGCGUCUAAGCGGACGCCGGCGGGAAGGAAAACUGCCGCGAAAAACACUCCUGUGACGACUCCUGAUGCUGCAGUGAAAUCGGUAGCUCCAAAAGCUUCUGAACUGGAACCUUCGCCAGCUAAAUCUGAGCAGACCUUGGACGAAGAUAAACCACCUUCUCCAACUGCAGUUCCUGAUUCGAAACCGGAUCAAUCAGCAGUUGAAGAAGCACAAGUAUCAUACAAUGCAGACAUUGUUAUGAUGGAGGCAAAACCUAAUCCACGAACAAGAAGGGUAGUGAAGAAAGUUGUGAAGAGGAUGAAGAAAAAACAGUUGAAGAUCGGGACACCUCCUACCCCAAAAGAUGAUAGCGUUGAGCAAGCAUUAGAACCAGUUAAGCGUGAGACCGAAGAAGAAAACACCGAAGUCCCAAAAGAAGAUAAUGCUGAGCAGGCAGUAGAACCAAUUAAGAUCGAGACUGCAGAAGAAAGCUCUAAAGUCCAGAAAGAAGAUAGUGCUGAGAUGGCAGCAGAACCAGUUAAGGUAGAGACUGAAGAAGAAAUCUCUAAAGUCCAGAAAGAAGAUAGUGAUGAGAUGGCAGCAGAACCAGUUAAGGGAGAAACUGAAGAACAAAGCUCUAAAGUCCAGAAAGAAGAUAGUGAUGAGAUGGAAACAGAACCAGUUAAGGUAGAGACUGAAGACGAAAGCACCAUAGUCCCAGAAGAAGAUAGUGCUGAGAAGGAAGCAGAGCCGGUUAAUGCUGUGACUGAAGAGAGCACGAAAGUGAUGACGAUUGGCUCGAAGGAUGUUGACUCCGGUAAUAAAGAGGAAUCUGACUGUAUAAAUGUGGAGAAGUCCUCUGAGGUGAAAGGGCAGGACCAUGUAGGUGAAGUCGAAGAACUUGUUAUUGGUUCUGCAGAGGAUUCUCAGCCUUCUGUUGAUUCUCUCAAGGGAUCUAUUCAGAAAGCAGAAAAUGCUGUUGACUUUGAUGUGUCUGCUACAUUGCCAGCCAAUAAUGAGGGAAAAGAAGAACCGGGUAAAGAUGCGGAGGAAGUCCCAAAGGAGACUCUGGGAGGAAGUGUUGAUGAUAAGGAUCAAUGUAAAGCUGACACUGUUAACCCAGAAGGAAGUAAUGAGAAUAAGAUUGAAGGAGGAAAGACUCCAUCAGGGAAAGAAGUUUGUGCUCAUGAUCAAGGCUACGGGGAUCGCGUGGGGUUGGAAGAUCCUAUUCAGAAUGAAUGCAUAGUGGAUGACAAUGAGGCACGAGCCGGCGAUAAUGCUGGUGUAUUGGAGGAAGAAGAUAAGCAACUAACCGCUGUCGCAGAAGAACGCAAACUUAAGAAAGAGUAUGAGAUUUUUGUAGGCGGUCUGGAUAUGGAUACUACUGAGGAACAAGUGAAGAAGGCUUUUGAAAAUGUUGGUCCAGUAGUUGAAGUUCGAAUGCACAAAGAUUUUUCAAUAGACAAGAGUAGAGGGUAUGCAUUUGUGAGGUUUUCCAAUAAGGAGCAUGUUAAGCGAGCUUUGUCAGAAAUGAAAAACCCUGUGAUUUGUGGAAAGCGAUGUGGUACAGCACCUAGGGAGGAUAACGAGACAUUGUUCCUCGGCAAUAUAUGCAACACGUGGACAAAAGAAGCUAUAAGGCGAAAGUUGAAAGAAUAUGGCGUAGAAGGUGUUGAAAGCAUCACUCUGGUUUCUGAUGUUCAACACGAAGGUAGAAGUCGUGGGUUUUCAUUUCUCGAGUUUUCUUGCCGUGCUGAUGCCAUGCUGGCAUACAAAAGGCUCCAGAAGCCUGAUGUUGUUUUCGGUCAUCCUGAGAGAACUGCAAAGGUAGCUUUUGCCGAACCCAUAAGUGAGCCUGACCCUCAAAUAAUGGCAGAGGUGAAGACAGUAUUUCUUGAUGGCCUUCCUUUACACUGGGAUGAAGACCAUGUGAGGGAACGUCUUAAAAGAUACGGGGAAAUCACACGAAUAGCACUGGCAAGGAAUAUGCCGACUGCCAAGAGAAAGGAUUUUGGGUUCGUUGAUUUCUCUACUCAUGAUGCUGCCAUUGCCUGUAUUAAGGGAGUAAAUGAUGCUGAAAGCAGUGGUGAAAACACACAGAUAAAAGUAAGAGCAAGGCUUUCCAAUCCUGCACCCAAGACUCAAGCUGUGAAGGGAGGAAUGCGUGGUGGUUUUCUAAUUGGUCAAGUGGGACGUGUCGAUACUGUAAACUUACAAAGAUCUGGCAGGGGAGUUGCACGAGGAGGAAAUCAGUUUAACUCGAUAAAUCAUCGAGGUAGAGGAUUCUAUCAAAGGGGGCGUAGCCAAACUUAUAGAGUGGGUCCUGAGGAUUAUGGAUUUAAUAACAGGCACGAUCCAUUUCAUGGGAGGCAAACUGCUGAACGAGGCAGGGGAAGGGGUCCUAUAAGAGGUGGUUAUCAAGCGGUGGGUGGAGGUGUUCCGUUUCCUGGCCCGCCUAGACCCAAUAUAAAUAGAAAUUGGCAUAAUGUUAAUGAGGGAGGACCAAGUGACCAGGUUCCUUUUAGGAGGCCACCAUUUUCUGAAGAAGCUUUUGAUGGACCUCAUGGAGGAAGGCGCUAUGACGACCCUUACCUGUAUCCUGAUGGUAUGCACGGGAGGAAGCGACCAUUUUACAUGACUGAUUCUGAACCUGAUUAUGCAGAACCUAGUCGAUACCGCCCUCGAUUUGAUUAUCCUGAUCCCGCUGUCUCUUACCGUGGAACACCCUAUCAUGAUAAUUAUCCUGUUGGAGGAGAUCCAUACCCACAUGAUUAUUAUGGCUCUGAGUUCAGACCAUAUCCUCCUUAUUAUGGCCGUGGACGGGGAUAUGGGGGUGACUACUACCGUUAGCCCCAUAAUGACUAUAUGGUAACUCCUAUUGUGCGAAGCUUUUGACUUCACAGGCCAGGUUUGAAGAUGAUAUCUCCCAGUUCCUGACUUCAUGGCUAGGUUGGCUUGGAAUGCACAAUGCCUUUCAUUGAUGAUAGGCAAAUGGCUUCAUGCGGGGGGAAAAACAAAGUUGAAAUACUGCUUGUUCUUUUAUCUCCCAUUACCUUAUCUUAUCUCCAAGAAUAAGUGACCCUUUACUUGUCUAGUUUAGGCAAUAUCUUUGAAGAGCAUAGACUUAAGAAAACUCUUUAUUUUGGAGAGUAGUUGUUUGUUCGGAGUGCUUGGCACUAGGCUUUGCGAUGAGAGUUGGAUACAGCUAUUGGAACCUCUGAUGUUAGGGAUCUCUUCCCCGUGGACAAUUUAUUUAUGCUUAUGAAUAUGAUCAACCCACUUGAAGCCAAAGAGAAGUUUGGAACUGUAUCUUGGAGGUGCAAAGUUUGAAAUCGAGGCUAUCGUUUUAUGGUGGAGGUUUAGGGAUUGAGGUUCAAGUAAUGCAAAUUAAACGUGUUCUGGAUCUUUCCUUGACGAGUCUUCAGGAGAAUUGAAAGAUUUACUUUGGUCAUUGGAGGUUAUUUCUUUCCUUUUGGACGAGAUAUUUUGAAGAUGGAUGUCAUACCUCGCUAUGCAGAUGAUUCAUAUGUAUUAAUGGACUUCUCUAUUUGGAUAUUAUCUGGCGAUUGGUUUAUUUGUUUUUCAGUGGCUAGCUUAACAUUUAGGCGAGGUUUUUAUUAUUGGGUGCAAUGUCCGUACAAAAUGCUUGGAAUUUUAUUUUUGGAGAAGCAGAUAUUGUUCUAGGUUGUUGUGGGCUGUCCUAGUAUUGGUAUGCAGUUGUAAGAUAUGAGAUGGAUAUUUAAGAGCUAUGAUUUAUCUUGGAUCUACAUGAAACAUCAGCAUGGUCCUACGCUGUUGGUUAAUUAGCUGCAGGAUUAGAUAAAUGCAUUCAGUAAAUGCAUAUGAUCUAGGCAAGGUGAGAUAUGGGUGUAAGCCAAGGUACUUGAUCUGACUCUGAGCUACUGAAAUCUCUUUUCUGUUAGGCAAUUUCUUGCGUUUGAUCAGACUAGUUUACAGGUAUCAGAGUCUUAGUUACUGUCGGACAUAUGCUUUUGGUGCAAGGACAGUAAUGGGAGUCAUCAAUACGCGGUUACUGAUCGAAUUAGCAUAAAUCUAACUGUCUUGCUGCUGAAAGAAGAGUUAGGUUUUGAUCGUUUGCAUGUUUCAAGUGCAUUUUUUUUUCUCUCUGUGAGGCGUGAACAUGUUAUCAUUUGCAUUUAGUAGUAAACUUACCAGCUACUUCUGUAUGGCAUAUUGCAUGGUGCAUUCAGUUUCCGUGGGUGGGUAAGACAACACCUUGACUAUGAUUUGUCUUCGGGGUCUUGUUUUUUCUUUCAGCUCUACUUAUCUUGAUUCUCUUCUCCUUUCUUUCAGUAUACUGCAUUCUUAUUUAGUCUGAUCUGUUGUUUUUCCUGCGUUCAUUUUCAGAAUGGAUCCGACUUCUGAUAUGUAUAUGCGAUCCUCCCCCCUUUAUUUCUCCUAUUUUUUGCCGUGUUGUUGGGUUUUCUCUUGUGCUCCAUUUAUUUUUAGCAGAGUUUCUUAGAAUUACAACUAGUUUAAUGUAGUUGGAUAAGGUCACAAUGAUGUCAGUACGAUCAUGAUCAUGAUCCUCGUGCGUAUGGAUUAAGGCCAUGCACUGCUUCACAAUCAUUACUACUUUCCCGGAAGCCUUGCUUUGUCGGUAUAAAGAUGGCCAAAUUUUACGGUUGAAGAGAAAGAAGGUAAGCCAGAGGAUCCAUGCAAGAGUUGUUAUGCUGGAGAAAGGAGUCAAUCGAGUCGAGGCGAAAAAACAAUCCCAGGUAGGAUGUAAUCAAGCAUAAUUUGCCCUAUCGCCAAUUUCGCCCCGGGUGAAAGGCCGUCUACAGGUAGGGGUUCAAUGUCGUUUGAAGGUUGAAACUGUAUCUUCUAGUUUUAUGUACAUAAAUUGAUAUGAAGGAAUUUAGACCUCUAAUUAUGUUUGGGUGGAUCAAGUAUGUCGCUUAAGUUUGAAUCAGGGAUUCGGCUUGAUCUAUUCGUGUGAAAUGAUGCAAAUAUCUACGAGUAUGCCAAAUACUGAAAUUGAAUUAAUCGAUUCAAGUUAUAGUAAAAUGUUAACAUAUUG
Molecule: messenger RNA, 6855 nt
Organism: Linum trigynum
Lineage: Eukaryota; Viridiplantae; Streptophyta; Magnoliopsida; Malpighiales; Linaceae
Source: the annotation of a GenBank genome assembly